Peniophora sp. CBMAI 1063 is the source of this 633-nucleotide messenger RNA. NCBI's taxonomy places the organism in Eukaryota, Fungi, Basidiomycota, Agaricomycetes, Russulales, Peniophoraceae. The record is from the annotation of a GenBank genome assembly.
AUGGAUGUGGUACCCGAUACGAACGAGCGCACUCGCAAACGUGCUCGCACGUCUUCUCCGACCCAUCCCGAUCUGAACGCUUUCGAGCACGACGCCAAGCUCUGGUUUUCUGACGGAAAUAUCAUACUGGCAUGUGGAAGUACGGGCUUCUGUGUACACGCCGGCGUGCUCUCCUUGAACUGUCGGAUGUUUAAGGAUAUGCUGGCGAGCGGCACGCCAUCUGCUGGAGAAGUGUACGAGGGCAUUGAUGUUGUUCGCCUGAGCGACGCGGCGGAGGAUGUACGGUUACUUUUGACACCGAUGUACUAUCGCAGAGAAGGGCCGAUGCAUUCUGUCUACACGGUAGCAAAGCUCAAGGCUUUACUCAACAUGACGCGCAAAUACAUGGCGGAUGAGAUCCAGCAAGACGCGAUGAACCAUCUACGAGAGCUAUUCCGGCUCUCGAUCGAGCACAGUUUAUGCAGCCAAGCCUCCGCCCCGAUUCUAAACUGUUCGAUCCUUGGGUGGCGGUGGAGAUAUCCUUGGAGCAUGAUGUGCCAAUCAUUCUGCCUAUGGCAUUAUACUACACGGUGCAGAAGUGCACGCUCACCCGACUUCUCGACCUGGGACUCUUGCCUGAGGUGCUCCGCAUAG